Molecule: messenger RNA, 4457 nt
Organism: Neltuma alba
Lineage: Eukaryota; Viridiplantae; Streptophyta; Magnoliopsida; Fabales; Fabaceae
Product: ABC transporter C family member 8-like
Biological process (GO): transmembrane transport
Cellular component (GO): membrane
Molecular function (GO): ATP binding; ATP hydrolysis activity; ABC-type transporter activity
Source: RefSeq, a predicted model, not a curated record
AUGGCCAACGUAGCGAGUUCAAAAGGGGAUUUCUCAUGGAUUUGUCUCAAAGAUUUCACUUCCUUCUGCACUCAGAGGAGCAUCAUUGACGCUAUGAAUAUACUAUUUGUCUGUGCUUUUUACAUAUCUUUUCUUAGCAGUUUGAUCAGAAAAAAGUACGCAAAUGACUUCCACAGAAAGGGAUGGGUUUCUUUAGCUGCCUCAGUCUAUUGUGCCCUUAUAAGCAUUGCAUAUUUUAGUAACGGAGUGUGGAAUCUUAUAGCCAAACCUGAAGAUCUUAGGAAGUUGGGGUGGUUGGUUUAUUUUUUCCGUGGACUAGUGUGGAUUUCUUUAACAAUCUCCUUGCUUGUUCAGAGAUCAAAAUGUAUUAAAAUUCUAAACUCUGUUUGGUGGGCUUCUUCAUGCAUACUUGUUUCAGCUCUCAAUAUUGAGAUUCUGUACAAAGAGCAUAAAAUUCAAACAUUUGAUAUGGUUAAAUGGCCAGCACAGUUUCUACUCAUUUUCUGUGCAUUCAGAAGCCUUUAUUUUAUUCCUCAGAGAAUCCAAAAUCCCACUGUUUCAGAGCCUCUUUUAGGUCAAAAUCAAAAGGCUGAAAACAAAAAAAUAAAAAUUUCUCAUGCCACUUUUCUCAGAAAAUUGACUUUCUCUUGGAUUAAUCCCUUACUGAGUUUGGGCUACUCCAAGCCACUAGCUCUUGAAGAUAUCCCAUCUCUUGUUUCUGAAGACGAAGCUGCUUUAGCCUAUAAAAUUUUUUCUCAUGCAUGGAAUUCCUCUUUAAGAGAUAGAAGCAAAAAUAGUAAUACCAAGAACUUGAUUAUUUGGUGUAUAUCAAGAGUUUACCUGAAAGAGAACUUUCUUAUAGCAAUCUGGGCAUUGCCCAGGACAAUUGCUGUAGUAGUUUCUCCUUUAUUACUUUAUGCUUUUGUGAACUAUUCAAAUAGUAAAGAGGAAGAUCUAAAAGAGGGUCUUGCCAUACUGGGUUGCCUGUUUAUCUGUAAGGUCAUUGAAUCUUUGCCUCAAAGACACUGGCAUUUUCACUCAAGAAGGUUGGGAAUGAGAAUGAGAUCAGCUCUAAUGGUGGCAGUCUAUGACAAGCAGUUGAAGCUUUCAAGUGCAGCCAGAAGAAGACACUCAACAGGGGAAAUAGUAAAUUACAUAGCAGUUGAUGCUUAUAGAAUGGGAGAAUUUCCAUGGUGGUUUCAUAGCACAUGGACUUAUUCAUUACAACUUUUUCUAGGCAUUGGGAUCCUAUUUGGUAUUGUCGGCAUUGGUGCUCUUCCAGGUCUAGCCCCUCUUGUCAUAUGUAGCCUUCUUGAUAUACCCUUUGCAAAUAUUCUUCGAAAAUGUCAGUCAGCAUUUAUGGUUGCCCAAGAUGAACGUCUAAGGUCAACUUCAGAGAUGCUAAAUAAUAUGAAAAUCAUAAAGUUGCAAUCUUGGGAGGAAAAGUUCAGGACUUUGGUUGAAACCCUUCGUGCGAAAGAAUUCAAAUUUCUGUCUAAGGCACAAUUUUUGAAAGCUUACGGGGCGGCGACCUAUUGGAUUUCUCCUACCAUUGUUUCAUCUGUGAUCUUCCUAGGAUGUUCUGUUUUCCAGAGUGCCCCCUUGAAUGCAGGAACCAUUUUCACGGUUCUUGCAACUUUGAGGAGCAUGGGUGAACCUAUUAGAAUGAUCCCAGAGGCUAUUUCUGUGCUGAUCCAAGUUAAGGUCUCUUUUGAUCGUCUCAACACGUUUUUGCUUGAUGAAGAACUAGAAGAUGGAGAUAUUGGAAGGAAUUCAACGCAAAGCCCAGUUAAUGGUGUGGAAAUUCAAGGUGGAAACUUCAGUUGGGAUCUGGAGUCAAUGUCUCCAACUUUGACAAAUUUGAAUGUAGAAAUCAAACGGGGGGAGAAAAUUGCAGUGUGUGGACCAGUUGGAGCUGGAAAAUCAUCCCUCAUACAUGCAGUGCUUGGCGAGAUACCCAAAAUUUCAGGAACUGUUAAAGUGGGUGGAAACCUAGCCUAUGUUUCUCAAACAUCUUGGAUUCAAAGCGGAACAAUACGCGAUAACAUACUCUUCAGCAAGCCAAUGGAAAAAACCAGAUAUGAGAAUGCCAUCAAAGUUUGCGCCUUGGAUAAAGAUAUCAACGCUUUUAGCCACGGUGACCUUACAGAAAUUGGUCAGCGAGGGAUCAACUUGAGUGGAGGACAAAAGCAAAGGAUUCAACUGGCUCGAGCAGUAUACAAUGAUGCUGAUAUUUACCUCUUAGAUGAUCCUUUCAGUGCAGUAGAUGCGCAUACUGCUGCUAUUCUGUUCAAUGAUUGUGUCAUGACUGCUCUAAGGGAGAAAACUGUCAUUCUAGUGACUCAUCAGGUGGAGUUUCUUGCACAAGUUGAUAAAAUCUUGGUAAUGGAGGGGGGAAUAGUUACACAAUCAGGAUGUUAUGAAGACCUUAUGAUAGAAGGGACAACUUUUAAACAGCUUGUAAAUGCCUAUAGAGAAGGAAUAGCAGGGUCUGAUAAAAACACUGAAAUUCCAAAAGAAUCUGAAGGAGCAGUUGGUGUUAAUCAGCCACUGGAACCUCAUGACUUUCAUGUCACUAUGGAUCAUAUUUGCGAGGAGAACAUUUCUACAGAAGUUCAAAUUGGGGUACAACUUACACAAGAAGAAGAAAAAGAGAUUGGUGAUGUUGGCUUGAAGCCAUUCUGGGAUUAUCUUUGUCUCUCUAAAGGAUUAAUGCUUAUGGGUUUGAGCAUUUUAGCACAGUUGACUUUUAUUGCUCUGCAGUCAACAUCAAUCUUUUGGCUUGCUCUAGCCAUUGAAUUCCCAAAUGUAACAAAUGUCAUCUUGAUUGGAGUUUACACAAUAGUUUCACUUCUAGGUGUUGUCUUUGCGUGCUCAAGGUCUAUCAUCAGUGCUUAUCUUGGAUUAAAAGCUUCUACAUCUUUCUUCUCUAGUUUCACUAAUGCUAUCUUCAAAGCUCCUAUGCUCUUCUUUGACUCAACCCCAGUAGGGAGGAUUACGACCCGUGUUUCAUCAGAUUUGAGUAUUUUAGACUUCGAUAUACCUCAUGCCUUGGACCUUGUGACCGCUGGUGGAACUGAACUCCUGGCAACAAUCGGGAUAAUGGCUUCAGUCACGUGGCAAGUACUUAUUGUUGCAGUUCCUGCCUUAAUAGCUUCUAAAUACUUGCAGGGCUAUUAUCAAGCCUCUUCAAGGGAACUAAUGAGGAUAAAUGGAACCACAAAAGCUCCAAUUAUGAAUUUCUCAGCUGAGACAUCACUCGGAGUUGUGACUAUGAGAGCUUUCAACAUGAUAGACAGAUUUUACCAAAAUUACCUCAAACUUGUGGACACAGAUGCAAAGCUAUUCUUUCAUUCUGCUGGGUCCUUGGAGUGGUUACUUUUGAGGAUUGAAGCACUUCAAAAUUUUACACUCUUCACAGCAGCUUUACUGCUUGUUCUUCUUCCAAAGGGAUAUUUGUCUCCCGGCCUUGCAGGACUCUCUCUAUCAUAUGCCUUGACAUUGACAGGAACCCAAAUUUUUAUGACUCGUUGGCUUUGCAACUUAUCUAAUCAUAUUGUUUCCGUUGAAAGAAUUAAUCAGUUCAUUCACAUACCAGAAGAGCCUCCUGCAAUUGUGGAGUCCAGAAAGCCUCCACUGUCGUGGCCUUCCAAGGGUAGGAUUGAGCUUCAAAAUCUUGAGAUAAGGUAUCGUCCAAAUGCUCCAUUAGUUCUUAAGGGAAUUACCUGUACGUUUAAAGAAGCGAAUAGAGUGGGAAUUGUAGGGAGGACUGGAAGUGGAAAAAGUACACUUGUAAGUGCUUUGUUUCGCUUGGUUGAUCCUGCAAGAGGUGAUAUUCUUAUCGAUGGGAUCAGCAUAUUCCCAAUGGGGUUGAAGGAUUUGAGGAUGAAGCUGAGCAUUAUUCCUCAAGAACCCACUUUUAGGGGUAGCAUUAGAACCAACUUGGAUCCUCUUGGCCUCUACUCUGACAAUGAAAUCUGGGAGGCUUUAGAGAAAUGCCAGCUCAAGUCAACAAUCAGCAGGCUUCCAAAUCUAUUGGACUCUUCUGUAAAUGAUGAUGGUGAAAACUGGAGUGUGGGACAACGUCAGCUCUUAUGCCUAGGAAGAGUUCUUCUGAAGCGAAAUAAGAUUCUUGUUCUUGAUGAAGCCACUGCUUCCAUUGAUUCUACCACAGACGUCAUCCUUCAACGAGUUAUCAAACAAGAAUUUGCAGGGUGCACAGUUAUAACCAUAGCUCAUCGAGUUCCAACCGUAAUAGAUAGCGAUAUGGUUAUGGUCCUCUCUUAUGGGAAAGUGGUGGAAUAUGAUGAGCCUUCAAAGCUUAUAGAGACAAACUCUUCUUUCUCCAAACUUGUUGCUGAGUAUUGGUACAGCCGCAAUAAGAACUCCCCCAAAUUUGUAAUUGAUAUUAAUAUAUAGGGUGAGUGUGAUGUGUUAAUCUCACUCUUUAUUUGUUA